AUGGGCGAAGCAGAUCGAAUCGGGCCCGACAUGAGCCCCAAGAAGACCGUGGCCGACAGACUGAAUGCGGUGCGAAAGACCUUCUUCACCAAACAGGGCCUUAUCGGAAAAUACGACUAUGGCUUCCUCUUCCGACCGAACAUUCCCUUCAUGAAGAAGCCUCGUCGAGCGUCGCCUUUCUUCGGCCUGAACGACACCAUGCCCGUGGUGCUGGCCUUGCUGCUCGGCUUUCAACACGCCCUCGCUAUGUUGGCCGGUGUCAUCACACCUCCUCUGAUCCUGUCUGGUGCCGGCGGUGUCAACCUCGACACCGACUGGCAGCAGUACCUCGUUUCGACCUCCCUCAUUGUUUGUGGUAUUCUGUCGAGUAUCCAGAUCACCCGCUUCCACAUCUGGAAGACACCCUACUUCAUCGGCACCGGACUGAUCUCGGUCGUCGGUACCUCGUUUGCCAUUAUCCCGGUCGCUACCGGCGCCUUCACCCAGAUGUAUGACAACGGCUUCUGCCCCGUCGCCGAGGAUGGCACCAAGCUGCCCUGUCCCGACGCUUAUGGCGCCCUGAUCGGUACCUGCGCCGUAUGCGCGUUGACAGAAAUUGCGCUCUCGUUCCUCCCCCCGCAUGUGCUCAAGAAGAUCUUCCCACCCAUCGUCACUGGCCCUACCGUUAUGCUCAUUGGCGUUUCGCUGAUCGAGAGCGGCUUCCAGAACUGGGCCGGCGGUAGUGGUCUCUGUUCAUCUCGUCCUGAGGAUGGCUUCUUCCAGCUCUGCCCCAACAUCGCUGCUCCCCACGCGCUGCCCUGGGGGAGCGCAGAAUUCGUCGGCUUGGGCUUCCUCGUUUUCAUCACCAUCAUCCUCUGCGAACGCUUCGGCUCCCCAAUCAUGAAGUCCACCAGUGUCAUCCUUGGCCUUCUCACCGGCUGUAUUGUAGCUGCUGCUUGUGGCUAUUUCGAUCGUUCGGGCAUUGACUCGGCACCCGCCGCCUCGUUCAUUUGGGUCAAGACGUUCAAGCUGUCGGUAUACGGACCGCUGGUGCUUCCGAUCAUGACGGUUUUUAUCAUCUGUGCUUGCGAGGCUAUCGGUGACGUUACCGCGACCUGCGAUGUUUCCAGACUAGAGGUCGAGGGCCCCGAAUUCGAGUCCAGAAUCCAAGGUGGUGUGUUGGCCGACGGUCUGAACGGCUGUCUGGCCGCACUCAUGACCAUCACCCCCAUGUCGACUUUUGCACAGAACAAUGGUGUCAUCGCGCUCACGCGAUGCGCCAACCGUCGGGCUGGAUAUUGCUGUUGCUUCUUCUUGAUCAUCAUGGGCCUGUUUGCCAAAUUCUCCGCCUCGCUGGUCGCCAUUCCGUCACCGGUCCUGGGUGGAAUGACGACGUUCCUGUUCUGCGCUGUCGCGGUCAGUGGUAUGGCCAUCGUCAACCGCGUGCCGUUCAAUCGCCGCACGAGGUUCAUCUUGACGGCCGGCCUGGCCGUCGGUUACGGCGCGACGCUCGUCCCGACGUGGUUCGCCUACGUCUUCACGUACGAGGGCGACAACCACGCCCUGAGGGGUUUCUACGACGCCAUUGUGUUGGUCAUGGAGACCGGAUUCGCCGUCACUGCUUUCGUGACGAUGAUUUUGAACCUGAUCCUCCCCCACGAGUUUGAGGAUACCGACGAGGCCGUCGCGGCCGAUGAAUCCUCCACCCCGGCACCGCAAGGCAAGACGGCGUCUCCCGCCAGCAGCUUGCACAACGACGACGAAAUUACGAAAGUCGACAUGCCCUCAAAGGAGCUGGUGUAG
Exophiala spinifera is the source of this 1782-nucleotide messenger RNA. RefSeq lists its product as uncharacterized. The coding region runs from base 1 to 1782 and encodes 593 amino acids. The record is from RefSeq and is a predicted model, not a curated record. Gene Ontology annotation, molecular function: xanthine transmembrane transporter activity. Gene Ontology annotation, cellular component: fungal-type vacuole; membrane. Gene Ontology annotation, biological process: transmembrane transport; xanthine transport. The transcript has 3 exons. Lineage: Eukaryota; Fungi; Ascomycota; Eurotiomycetes; Chaetothyriales; Herpotrichiellaceae.